This is a messenger RNA of Manihot esculenta (cassava), 1200 nucleotides long. Its product is annotated as probable carboxylesterase 2. NCBI's taxonomy places the organism in Eukaryota, Viridiplantae, Streptophyta, Magnoliopsida, Malpighiales, Euphorbiaceae. Gene Ontology annotation, molecular function: hydrolase activity. The record is from RefSeq and is a predicted model, not a curated record. The transcript has a single exon. Bases 123 to 1100 code for a protein of 325 amino acids.
AUUUUACCCGUCCUAUAGAUAGAAAUGGAAGGACGAUAAACAUUAUCCAUCCAUUAGUCCCAUUUCCUCGUCUCCUUCUUACGCCACAGACACAGUAGCUGGCAGUCCAUCUCAAAAUUCCAAUGGACAACUCAAGCAAACAAGAACUGACUUAUGAGCUUGAAGGGAUCUUCCGAGUUUACAAAGAUGGCCAUGUUCACAGACUCCGAGAUACUGACUUUGUUCCACCAUCCUCCAGUCUCUCUUCUGGCCUUUCAUCCAAAGACCUCACUAUAAUUCCUGAACCCAACCUCGUCUCUGCUCGCCUCUAUCUCCCAAAACUCCACCAUCCCAGCCAAAAGUUCCCUCUCCUCGUCUACUUCCACGGCGGCGCUUUUUGCGUCUCAUCUCCAUUCACUCACAAGUACCACAACUACUUAACCAAACUGGUCGCUGAAGCCAAUGUGGUUGCAGUUUCUGUGAACUACAGGAAAGCUCCUGAGCACCCUAUUCCCACCGCGUAUGAGGAUUCAUGGGCUGCACUCCAGUGGGUAGUUUCUCAUAGAAACAGAGAUGGUCCUGAGCCUUGGUUAAAUGACCAUGCAGAUUUUGGAAGAGUAUUUUUAGCCGGAGAAAGUGCCGGUGCCAACAUUGCUCAUAACUUGGCUAUAGCUGCAGGGAACCCGGAGUUUGGGCUUGGUAUUGAACUUCUAGGAGUUGCUUUAACCCACCCAUACUUUUGGGGAUCCGAGCCAAUUGGUUCGGAGGCAGUGGAUCCGGAUAGAAAGGCAUUGGUAGACCGAUUGUGGCCAGUAAUUUGCCCGUCGAACCCGGACCAUGAUGACCCACGAGUCAACCCAUUUGCCGAACAUGGGCCGGGCCUAAUGGGGCUAGGGUGCAAGAGAGUGCUGGUGUGUGUAGCUGAGAGGGAUGUGCUGAGAGAUAGAGGAUGGGCCUAUUACGCGGCUCUGAGUAGGAGCGGGUGGAUGGGCGUGGUUGAGAUUGAUGAGACUCGAGGAGAGGGCCAUGGUUUCCAUUUGAAUGAUUUGGAGUCCGAGAAAGCUAAGUAUUUGAUCCAACGGUUAGCUGCCUUCUUCAAUAGGGACGUGCCUUUAUUUUAAUGUUUAUGUAAAUCUUGAUUUCAUCAUUAUUUGAAUGUUUUUGUAUUUCAUAGUUCUAAAAUGAUGUUUUUAAAAAAUUAAAAAGAAUUCAAUUAUUAUA